AGUGGCGGCGGGCGGCGACGGCGCAGGAGCCGGGGGUUGAGGACACGCGCGCUGGCCCUUCCACGCCGCGGCCGCCGCCGCCGCCGCCACCCAGAGCCAGAGGCGCCGGGGCGCGGGCGAGCGGGUGGGCCGGGGCAGGGCGGGCAUGGCGCGGACCCCGGGCCCGGCCCCGUUGUGUCCUGGAGGCGGCAAAACACAACUUUCCUCUGCUUCUGCUCCCGCGGCCGGGCUGCUGCUGCUGCUGCCGGCCCCGACGCCGCCGCCGCUGCUCCUGCUGCUCAUUCCCCUGCUGCUCUUCUCCCGGCUCUGUGGUGCCUUAGCUGGAUCAAUUAUCGUGGAGCCACAUGUCACAGCAGUGUGGGGAAAGAAUGUUUCGUUGAAAUGUUUAAUUGAAGUGAAUGAAACUAUAACACAGAUUUCAUGGGAGAAGAUACAUGGCAAAAGUACACAGACUGUUGCAGUUCAUCAUCCUCAGUAUGGAUUCUCUGUUCAAGGAGAUUAUCAGGGAAGAGUCUUGUUUAAAAACUACUCACUUAAUGAUGCAACAAUUACUCUGCAUAACAUAGGCUUCUCAGACUCUGGAAAAUACAUAUGCAAAGCUGUUACGUUCCCACUUGGAAAUGCCCAGUCCUCUACAACUGUGACUGUGUUAGUUGAACCUACGGUGAGCCUGAUAAAAGGGCCAGACUCUUUAAUUGAUGGAGGAAAUGAAACAGUAGCAGCCGUUUGUAUAGCAGCCACUGGAAAACCAGUUGCACGUAUUGACUGGGAAGGUGAUCUUGGUGAAAUGGAAUCUACUACAACUUCCUUUCCCAAUGAAACAGCCACAAUUGUCAGCCAGUACAAGCUCUUUCCCACGAGAUUUGCUAGAGGAAGGCGAAUUACUUGUGUUGUCAAACAUCCAGCCUUAGAAAAGGAUGUCCGAUACUCUUUCAUUCUAGACAUCCAAUAUGCUCCUGAAGUUUCAGUUACAGGAUAUGAUGGAAAUUGGUUUGUGGGAAGAAGAGGUGUUAACCUCAAAUGUAAUGCUGAUGCAAAUCCUCCACCCUUCAAGUCCGUAUGGAGCAGGUUGGAUGGGCAAUGGCCUGAUGGUUUAUUGGCUUCUGACAAUACUCUUCAUUUUGUCCAUCCACUGAAUUUCAAUUAUUCUGGUGUUUAUGUCUGUAAAGUGACAAAUUCCCUUGGUCAAAGAAGUGAUCAAAAGAUCAUCUACAUUUCAGACAUCCCACUUAAGCAGACUUCAUCCAUAGCAGUAGCUGGAGCUGUGAUUGGAGCUGUCCUGGCCCUCUUCAUCAUCGCUGUCUUUGUGACUGUGUUGCUAACACCGCGGAAGAAGAGACCUUCCUAUCUUGACAAAGUAAUUGACCUUCCACCUACACAUAAGCCGCCCCCUGUGUAUGAAGAACGAGUUUCUUCUCUGCCUCAAAAAGGCCUUCUGUGUCAGGCUGAACACUUGCCGUUGCAGACUCAGUUCAAAGAGAAGGGAGCUAGUUGUCUUCAGUCCUCUAAUGGACUAAAUAGCAGAUUUGAUUAUGAAGAUGAGAACACAGUACAAGAGGAUGGAUCUCAGCAGAUGUACCCCCUUUACAACCAGAUGUGCUACCAAGACCCAAGCCCUCACAAACAUCACUCAAACAACCCUGAGAGACCCUACAUCCACCCACGAGAACAUUAUGUGUGAUUUUCCUCUUGUUGUAACGCGUGUUCUAACGAAUGCUUAUUCUUAGAUUUGAGAGAGAAACUGAGGCAUCUAAACAGUUUCAGUCUGAAUGUGUUGGAACUUUGAAGAUGGCUCUGAACUACUAGUGGAUUUCUUAACUUCAUUAAGGGUUUCUUAGCCACCAGCUGUGUUUGCGAACUUGCCUGUAGCUUUGCAUCUCUGUAACUUUGGUGUUUAACUACUAACAUUGUCCUACAAUGGCAUGUUCAUUUGAAAUCUCGGCAGCUGCCUGUGAUGACUGCAGGGAAAGGGCCCAGCUGCUGGCAGCCACUCUGCUUGGGUCUCAGGCAGUGCUCGUUUGUAAUUUAAACAGGUGGGAAAAGGAGCUCCAAAUCCAGUUCACUAAUUAUUAAGCUGGGAUUUAGAUAUCCCUAACAUUUCAGUACGAUUACAAUACCUUUGUACAGAAGCCAAGGAAAGAGGCGGACUUGCCUCUCUCCAAACAACAAAAGCAAUGAGAACCUUCAAGCCUCCGAGUGCUUGUGAACCAGUUUUAUGUUAAGUGUCCUUCCUGGCCAUUAGGCUCCAAGGGCUUCUUCACAGGGCCAUAUGCCCUCUGUCCCCUCAUGACGAGCUGUGUCUGUAAAGUCUCCCACUUUGUCCUUGUUGCGUCAGCCUUUUUCCCACUAACUGAGUCCUAAAAUCCCUGUCAAAAUGGGCUGCAGUCCCGUUAGCUUUGCCCUUCUUUUUCUGAACGUGUCAAGCUCAGCUUUCACUUCUUAAACUGAUUUCAAGCCAGUCUCCCUCCACGCAGGCUUUAGCUAGCUACUCUUCUGCAUUCUUUACUUUUCUUCCCUGUCUUAUCUACCUCAACAAACAAACCAGCAAGCCUACUGGAAAUCACCAUAAAAUAACUCCCACUCUUAAAAGCCAGGAGAAAAAUUUGAAAACUAUUUUUUUGUAAUAUUACUUCUAUAUGACAUGUUGGCUCAGUCUGCAUGUUCUCUAUUCCUCCUCCCCACAUCACCUGGUCAACAAGCCUAAAGAGAUACUCUAAAUUGGAUAAUACAGUAGCCUCUCUGCCAGGGUGAACAGCUACACCGUGAUGCUGUUAUGCCUGCUCAUGUCUGCCUGGAAUCCUCUCAUCUCCCUCUGCCAACUGUCUAUCACUGAGACUGACAAUGGUCACAGAAGGAAACCUAAAGCAAAAGGAUCAUGGGCACAUCUUGAGGAUGUCACUUUACUAUGUAUUCUGGAUGGUCAGAGCAUGUCACAGGAAUUAAAAAAAAAAUAAAGCACUAUGUACUUGUUACAUAUUAAGAAAGAGUGGUAUCAACAUCAGAACAAACAGUAUACAUUUCCAGCCUAAACCACAGAGGAAAUAAGAACAUUCCCAGAUUUAUAGUGAAAUACCAAAGAUACUUUAUUCAUGCCACACUGGCCUUGGGUUCCCCUUUGCUUCUUUUUAUUGUUUGUCAGGCUUUCAGAUAAGCCAUGAAGUUGGUUCUGCUGUAGUAGUAUACCCACCCAAACCACUUCCCCUUAUCAGCAGUUCUAGGAGCAAGAAUACUCAAAUUCCAUCCUACUUCUUUGUUUAGGAUUGGUGCCUUUAGCGGUGACAGCUCCAGAGCACCCUGAGUCCCCCGUCUUCUCUGCUCCAUCCCUGUGCUGCUCUGGGUGUAGUUGUCUGCCUUUGUAGCAAGGACCAUGGCCAACUUCAUUGUUCAGGACGCCACCACUAACUCACUAACUAAGUCAGUGUACCUCCAGUUACAAGAUUCCUUGGGGUUGGUUUCCAGUAGAUAGACGGUAUAGUUUUCUUGGGUAGUGAACAUUUCAUUAGACCUCAAUAUUAGGGGCCAGAUUGCGGAGCACCCCUGCUUUAGAAGGCUUUAAAUAUCUUAACACAGGAGAGAGUUGCUAGAUUCCUGCUGGGAAGCAGGUCAUAGAGUCCACUUCACAAAAGCUAGUUGUGGACACAGAGGGAGGGAAGGGGAUGGCAUCGUUUGUGACCGAGAAAAGGAUCUGGAAGCCUCUUGUCCACCGUCUCCCUUUCAACGAAUCUUAGUAUUGUUAUGAAAAGGCUAUUUUAGGGUGUGGGUAUUCUCAUGCAGUCAGCUAGUUCACUAUCAUCUGCGCCUUUCUGUCAGCUAGGAAAUUUCUUAGACAUACUGCUAUGUUUGAUAGUUGUUGACCCCAGACAGUCACAUAAGCUUCAUAAUAGCUUAUUCUGGUAUCUCCUGUCUGCUAUUAAAAAGUUAACCAAAUACAGAACAGCUUUAAAGGGGGUUGAUUAACCAGUCCCCUCAACAACCAAAUAUUGCCACCCAAAAUUAGUCUGCUAAUUUUUGAACUUCUGAAUUUGGAGCCUAGAAGACUUGAUGGUACCAUUUAAAUUUGGAAGUUAGACUCUAAAGGUCAGUAAGUGAGGUUGAGGGACAUGUUCACAGCUGCUCAUGCUCUGCCCAUAACUGUUCUGUCAAAGUUCACUGAAACAGGAGUAAAUUGGUAUGGCAUUUCCCAUGUACUGCCGCCACUCUGCAUUCCAAGGAGACGGGUACAUGCUCACUCUCCUCCCAGCCUCCAUUGCCUAUUUUACCUGCCAGCAUUGUGGCUGCAGUAGCAGACCCAGAUUUUUUGCAUCUCACUACAGUGAAGCAUGUGUACUAGCUAGGAACAGUCUGACUUAAUGAAGUAAGAAUGCAAACAGCAGUGAUUUGUUAUGUCUUCUAUGAGAGUUCGUUUCAGCCUGACAUUUUGUAUGCUUUAUAUUUGAAGACAUUUCUAUGCUCUUUGGAGUAUAUGAAACUCUUAUCCAUGCUAACCAUCUGUAUAACAGGUGAAUAUGUGUGCACCCACACACCCAUACACACACAGAAGACAAAAGAAAUCCCCAGUAAGUGACCAAGUUCUCAACAUUAUUAUUUUAUAAGUCCUAUUUGCUCAGAGAAAGAAGACCAAGUCCUUCUCCCCAAGUUGUCUUUUGUAGAAGUCUAAAUUUCAAAAAGUUUGUUUGUUGCUCUUCUUUUCUUGCAUUCACUGGUGGUAUUCUUACUAUAAUAUACAGCUUGCCUUGAAAUUAGAGGAUCCCCUGUUGUUUUCAGAGUCAACAGGACAGGUCAAUACCCAGCUUUACCCAUAACUUUAAAAACUAAGGAAAACAAACUAUGUAGCGUAUCAGCUGUCCCCAUCCAUAACAUAGAGACCUUCCCCGUCAACCUCUCAGAACUGUGGUAAGAAUUACACUAAGGAAUGGUGGGUUCUCUCAAACAGAACUUCCUAUGACUCCACUGUUGCAUAUUGAACUUCAACCUCCAGUGCCUUUGCCAGUAUUUAGAGUACUGGAAUUCUGUAGGAGAACCAUUCAGCAUGUGAAAAUUUCAAUUUGAUCUAAUUUAAAUAUAACCAAUGGCAGGUUCAGACAUUCCAUUUAUUAUAAUAAACGUUUAUCCCAUAAAUGUUUUCUAUCUGGGCCAUGCAAGCCUAGAGACCUAAGUUUAAUCCUUGAAGUUCGCAAAAAGUAGAAGGAACGGUAAGGGCCACAACUUGGUCCCCUCACCACCACUUGAGCUCACACACCUUAUGCACAUGCAAUGAUAGUAAUAAAUAAAGGCUUACCCGUCCAGCUUUAGAUAGGAUUGAAAAUGCAUACUUUCAAAUCCACGAUUGAUUCUUUUUUUCAAGUAACUAUGAAUGAGGAGCUUUACUGAGUGUAUUGUAUGGACCGGGUUCUAGGGUCAUCAUUGUACAUGAGUCAUCUCACCUACUAGGGUCACACCCUGGUGUGUCCUCUUUCAGGAGCUGACAUGGGAACAGAAAGGUGUAUCCUCUCCCAUCACACCAUUGUAGGCUAUGCAGAUCAUCAUUCAGCUGUUACUUUUUUAAUGCCCACUUUGAUUGUUGGACAGUAUAGUUGUCUUGGUUUUCUUUCUAAAGCAGAAAUCCAAGCGCCUACAUGGAAUAAAACUAUAAGAAAUGUUAAAAUAAAAGUAAGUACAUGUGCUCACUUUUUCCCCUUCUGUCCACUAGGUUAACUUACAUUAGGUUAAGCUACGAAGGCGAAGUCAAGUCAAAUAGCACAGACCAUACCAGUUGGUUCGGCUUUACUGGGCACAAAUGUCUAUCAUUCUUUCCUGGACUUAAUUUAACAUGCUUCUUGUUAUUUGUCUUUGUCCAGUCAAGAUCCAACUCCCUAGAUUCUAACACUCAUACUGGGGACAGCUGGAAGGAAGCCAGAGAAGCAUAAAAAGGUGAAAGAUCACGAUGCCAGGGUCACGACCUGUGCCUCUCAGCUUUGUGUUUUUCUUGUUCUGGUGCUUCAACAGCAAGGCCUUUCCUUCCUUGGGUCAUCUGAAGACUCUAAAAAGAACCCAGGACUUUUAUCCUUGUUAAAACAAAACCUAAUGUUUGCAAACCUAGCCAAAUACAGAGUGCAACAACAGUAACCCUCUUAUAGCUGAUGAAUUCCUGGAUUUCUUCCAUUCAAGAAUAUUAUAAUCUGGCCUUUGCCAGCUGUUAGGCUAUGUUGGUAGCCUUUGGUAGACAGAUGUGUAAAGGCUACAUGCCUCCUCCCCAACCUCAUCGGGUAAUGGUUCACACUGAAAUCAGUAUUUAAUCUACUAUGUCAUGUGUGUUAAUAAGCCAGGAGGCUCUAGAACAGUUUCCCAGUCUCCUAUAAAGCUGAGAAAGUCCGUAGUCUGCCCUUCCAGGCAAUGUAACACCAUCUCGUGUCUAUCUGAAAGCUCUCAGAAGUAAAUCCAGCAAUAUUCUUCCUAAUUGUGUCAGCCAGACCAUGUUGUGUUUGACUUCUCCACAGUCUGUCGGACUUAUCUAUGGGAGGGCUAGCCCUACACAAUGUGUGCCAAUCCACUUUUCAUUAUCACCACCAAGUUGGCCACAGACAUAUUCACUUGCUUGAUUAGCCAAGUGUCUGAAGUUAGACUGAAAAUAAAGCAUGUAGCAACAGCCUUAGAAGGGACCAGAGCUGCUGGUAGCACAUGGAAGACGUGUGCUCCUGGUUAGGGUGUAUCAGAUAUUAGCCAGCCACCCCUAGAGCUAAAACUAAUCAGCAUACUUCCAAGUAACUUCAAAAAUUUAAAGUCUGGUGUAACAGAAUUAGGUAAAAUUUCUUAGGUUGUCAUGCCCUCACCCUGGGAUGGGAUAGGACUAUUUACUGACUGAAGUCAAGAACCGGCUGGAGAGUUGUGCUGACAUCUAUCCAUAGUAACAACUGUAUUUUAGGAUGGACUGUCAGCACCAUCAAGAUUUAUGGAAAAAAGCAAAUUAUCUGCAAAUUGAUAGGCUUCUGUCCUCUCGUUCCAAUUACAGUGGAUUUGGCACAGUUGUCACAAGAAAAUGUUUCAUAGGAGGCAGGUCACUCGGAUGGGAAAAGAGCUGCUCUUGGUCUUAAUGUUCUAACCAAUUCCGAGUCACCAAAGGACUUUCUGAGCUAGCUCAGUCUUCUGCCACUUUAAAGGUGGAAGGCCACCCAGUUGCCCCUUUAUGGCUUUUGCAAGAAUGUUUCUAGGAUCAGAUCUCCUCGGCUCAACACAAUGGCCGGUUUUGUGACCUACCCUGGGUUGGGUUUAUCUCCACGACAUGGAAUUUGGCUGUGGAAGGUGAUUAGAGGCGAGCCAGAGGGAAAUCCUCCCUGGAAACCCAGAACAUUGGAUUUGCUACAGUGACUUAGAACUGAGCCCUGUCCUACCACAGAUGUGUCUGACAGCCAUGAGGAGAUGGGCUAUUUGUCUUCCUCCAAGGUUAAUUUCCCUUAAUGACACACAGUAGAUCUGUGAAGCCCAGAGUUGCACACAGUUUUCCAAGUGACUGGACACCAUUGUUUUGGUUUUCAAUAACCUUUCCAGGAACAGGCAGGAUUUUUAAAUCCGCCCUAGUGUAUUGAUCAAACUAAACUCCUCUCUGAAAUGGUAUGCGUAGCCCAGGGUUCUCUAUAUUUUAACUACAUGCAGCAAGUCUGUUGUGCACGCACUAGUUUAUGCCAGCCCACACCACGGCUCAGUACCCCGGGCUCUCACACACUCUCCUGCAAUACAACUGCAUGAUGCCCUUGACCUGAGUGCUUCAGUAUCCAGACCAGUGUCCAUCAUCUUUAUACGUGAAAUCCCUAAUUGUCUGUAAAAGUAUAAGUAGCUGAUGUUGCUCCUAGAUCCCUGGACUAUUCCACUUGUCCAUCAGUAAAAGUUCCUGUUGCCCCCUUUUUCACUGUUUCCAUCUCUAACCCAGUGCUAUGCAAUAAACCACCUCCACGUGGUCCUCCGCUCUCAACAUCCCUACUUCUUAGCUUUGUCCCUUCAAGUCAGUGCUCUCUACCUCACAGGGGUUGGACCCUGGUCUCGGGGAAUAAGACGGCUAAGGACUAUCUUCAAGAGAGCACCUUCUUUCAAAGUGAUUUUACAAAAGCGUCUGGGCUUAGAAAUGAGAAUCUCUCUAGCUAUUAUAUUUUUCUAUUCUUGUUUUGCUAUUUUUACCUCUGCAAAGUGAUCUCUGUCUGAAAAGAGGCCUUAUCCUGGUUUUAACCUUCCCUCUGUUAACCCCCUCACCCUGAAAUCUCCACCUUGUCUGUGCUCUGAACUUCUCACUCUGACCUAAAACUAAGUCUCUCAGUGGAAACCCCAACGCUUAUACUGCUAUUAAAAAAUAAUGAUGUCUUCUGCAGAGAAAUCUCUAGCUUUUCCUACAGGAAGCCAGUGAGGCCUCGCUUUGGCUCAGUCUAGGCCUCACAGCAAGCCUUCUUCCUCAUAUGUAAACUGAGGUAUUGCUUCCCCAUAUCUGGAUAUUGAUUCCUGGUUAAUAAAUGGUGGAAGCAUUUUACACCUUGUUCUUCAAAUGGGCAAUCUAGACAGCCCUCAAGUAGGUGUGAUCUAGCUGGAUUUGGAAUCCCUUUACCCCCAGUGUUUGUGAAAGAAACAUACCUUUCUGUCUUCUUAUAGUAGAAAUCCAUUGCUUGCUUUUUUAAUUAUUUUUAUUUCGUUGUGUAGAAAGGGUUUUAUGCUAUGUGUUCCUGCUUGUGAGAAAAGACCCAAGUUGUAAAUUUAAGCAUUAGAACUGAAAGUCAACAGUGUAUUCCAAGAAGAAAAUUCUAGCUCAGAUGUUGUAGACUAUAUAGAAAGAAGCAUAAAUAUCUGCUUAGACUUUGAUAUUAUAUUUUACAUAGUAAGUGUUACUGUGGUGGUUUAUAGACAGUCCUUAAGUUUCCAGAAAUUGUCUUUUAUUUUUGUAGUUUUGGAUUAUAUGACUUUUUAGAUAUAAAUAAAGUCUUUUUUAUCAUUUAA
Microtus oregoni (creeping vole) is the source of this 8952-nucleotide messenger RNA. RefSeq names its product nectin cell adhesion molecule 3 (gene Nectin3). The coding region runs from base 146 to 1681 and encodes 511 amino acids. The record is from RefSeq and is a predicted model, not a curated record. Gene Ontology annotation, biological process: homophilic cell-cell adhesion; symbiont entry into host cell; heterophilic cell-cell adhesion. The transcript is spliced from 9 exons. Gene Ontology annotation, cellular component: adherens junction; apical junction complex. Lineage: Eukaryota; Metazoa; Chordata; Mammalia; Rodentia; Cricetidae.